AUGGCAACACUCUUCUCCAAGUUGCUAACCAGAACUGACAUUGAUGGUGGCUUAGCUAUUCCUGCUCGUUCUCUAGGUUGGCUUGAAUUUGCUCGUCAAAGAAAUGUUAGAGUUGAUGAUAAGGUCAUUAUUCAAGAAGAAAUCGUCAAAAACCAAGAUACGGCAACUUUGAUCAGAAUCGAAGUGAACAGGAAGCUCAGAGUGUUCGGCGCUGAUAUUUGGGGUAAUGUGAAGAAUUGA
This is a messenger RNA of Dovyalis caffra, 240 nucleotides long. The record is from the annotation of a GenBank genome assembly. NCBI's taxonomy places the organism in Eukaryota, Viridiplantae, Streptophyta, Magnoliopsida, Malpighiales, Salicaceae.